UGCCGUGGAGGCCGCAUGUUUGCUCCAACCAAAACCUGGCGCCACUGGCACCGUAGAGUGAACACAACGCAAAAGCGGUGUGCCAUCUGCUCUGCCCUGGCUGCUUGGGCUUUACCGGCGCUGGUGAUGUCUAAAGGUCAUCGUAUUGAGGAAGUUCCUGAACUUCCUUUGGUGAUCGAAGAUAAAGUUGAAGGCUACAAGAAAACUAAGGAGGCUGUUUUGCUUCUUAAGAAACUUAAGGCAUGGAAUGAUAUCAAAAAGGUCUAUGCUUCUCAGCGAAUCAGAGCUGGCAAGGGCAAAAUGAGAAACCGUCGUCGUAUUCAGCGCAGGGGGCCCUGCAUCAUCUAUAAUGAGGACAAUGGUAUCAUCAAGGCCUUCAGAAACAUCCCUGGAAUUACUCUGCUUAAUGUAAGCAAACUGAACAUUUUGAAACUUGCACCUGGUGGGCAUGUGGGACGUUUCUGCUUUUGGACUGAAAGUGCUUUCCGGAAGUUAGAUGAAUUGUAUGGCACCUGGCGUAAAGCUGCUUCCCUGAAGAGUAACUAUAACCUUCCCAUGCACAAGAUGAUGAAUACAGACCUUAGCAGGAUUUUGAAAAGCCCAGAGAUCCAAAGAGCCCUCCGAGCACCACGCAAGAAGAUUCACCACAGGGUGCUGAAGAAGAAUCCACUGAAAAACCUGAGAAUCAUGUUGAAGCUAAACCCAUAUGCAAAGACCAUGCACCGGAACACCAUUCUUCGUCAGGCCAGGAAUCACAAACUCCGGAUGGAUAAGGCGGCAGCAGCAGCAGCAGCACUAGAGGCCAAAUCAGAUGAGAAGGGGGUUGCAGGCAAGAAGCCUGUAGUGGGGAAGAAAGGAAAGAAGGCUGUUGGUGUUAAAAAGCAGAAGAAGCCUUUGGGGAAAAAGGCUGCAGCUACCAAGAAACCAGCGGCUGAAAAGAAGCCAACAGAAAAGAAACCUGCCACAGAAGAAAAGAAGCCUGCUGCUUAAAUUUAUUUCAUAAAAGUCAAAUCAUUUUGGACAGCUUAUUUUGAAUAAAGACCUGAUCAAAGAGA
Messenger RNA from Cynocephalus volans (Philippine flying lemur), 1055 nucleotides. Its product is annotated as large ribosomal subunit protein uL4-like. The record is from RefSeq and is a predicted model, not a curated record. Gene Ontology annotation, cellular component: ribosome; cytosolic large ribosomal subunit. NCBI's taxonomy places the organism in Eukaryota, Metazoa, Chordata, Mammalia, Dermoptera, Cynocephalidae. The transcript has a single exon. Gene Ontology annotation, biological process: translation. The coding region runs from base 16 to 990 and encodes 324 amino acids. Gene Ontology annotation, molecular function: RNA binding; structural constituent of ribosome.